AUAAAUAUAUCCACCACAUCCCCUCUCCCUCUGCAAUCCACAGCACUCGGCGAGCUUCUGAGUGAAAAUGGGCCCCCUCACCCCCCUCGCCGCAGCCCUCUCCGUCGUAGCCACGGCCUCGGCCACAGCCUCCUCCUUCAACCUCCAAAGCAAUUGGGGCAAUCUUAGUCCCUACGCCCCCAGCCCGGGCUUCACUCUCCCCUCCGGAAACCCCAUCGGCUGUGAACUCACUCAAACGCACAUCCUCCACCGCCAUGCACAACGCUAUCCCACCUCAUACCUCCUGGAUGCCCUCAGCAUGGAAGCCUUUGCCGAAAAGCUCAAGAACUUUACGACCGCUCACCCCAACACUACCCUCGCCACGGGACCCUUAUCUUUCCUGAACCACUGGGAAUAUGUCAUGGGCACCGAGGAACUCCUCCCCACCGGCGCGGCCACGGAGGCUACCUCUGGUGCCUGGUUCUGGUCCAAGUACGGCCGGACCUUGUAUAAAGCGCCGGCGGGGAUGGCAGAUUGGAGUGACGAUUUGAAUGUGUUUCCGAAUGGGACGCAGAGGAAGAAGCCCAUGUUUCGGACGACGAGUCAGGCGAGAAUUCUCGAGAGUGCGCGGUGGUGGCUGAGUGGAUUCUUCAGCAACGUCGGCGCCAACAACUCCUACCCUCAAUACGACCUGGUGAUUAUCCCCGAAGGAGACGGAUACAACAACACUCUAUCGGGAUACUGUCCGGCGGCCACUUACCCUGGG
Messenger RNA from Aspergillus ibericus CBS 121593, 745 nucleotides. RefSeq names its product phosphoglycerate mutase-like protein. The record is from RefSeq and is a predicted model, not a curated record. The annotation marks the transcript as partial. Lineage: Eukaryota; Fungi; Ascomycota; Eurotiomycetes; Eurotiales; Aspergillaceae. Gene Ontology annotation, molecular function: acid phosphatase activity. The transcript has 2 exons.